Molecule: messenger RNA, 1530 nt
Organism: Styela clava
Lineage: Eukaryota; Metazoa; Chordata; Ascidiacea; Stolidobranchia; Styelidae
Source: RefSeq, a predicted model, not a curated record
AUGAAUAAGCUACAAACUGUUGAAUAUCAAUUCAACCCUGAGAAUCAUACUGUGGAAGUUGAACAAAGGAAUUUUUCAGAAGGAGAGUCAGAAAAUAUGGAAGAAAUACUAAUUAUCAGUGAUAAUAUAUCACCUUCUGAGACCAACACAGUGAAAUAUAAACGAGGAAAUAUUUCAAGAGAAAAGACUAUGAACCUGGAUCAGCACGAACAUAAUGAAGAAAAAUGCAAACUACGCCAGAGAGCCCAGAAUUAUUUGAAACGCAAUAUCGAUAAUGCUGAGAAUACAGCAAAGCUUCAGUGUUAUGAGAGAGUUACCGAUGAAAAAUCAGCUAUUCUUCAGUAUUGUCAAAAACAGAGGAACUGGAUGGAAGAAAACCAGGAUGCUACAGAAGAAGUUAUAUAUGACAAUUUGGGGGAUUUUCAAAAAUGGAAUAAGCAACUUUUCGAUAUAAUGGAACAAGCAGUAACGACUAUGAAUUUGGAACAGCAACAAAUUAAAGACGGGAAACGUAAUCUAAGCGGGAGAGCAAAGGAUGAUUUGAAAAGUCUUAUUGAUAAUGCUGAAAGAAAAACCAAACUUAAGCAUUUUGAGAACUUAAUCAAUGAAAAGUCAGCUAUUGUUCAACAUUGUCAUAAUAUUAGGAAAUGGAUGGAAGACAAUCAGAAUGCUACAAAAGAAGUUAUUUAUAUCAACCUUGAGAAGUUUCGAAAUUGGAUUAAACAAGUGUUCGAGAGAAUGGAACAAGCAGUAAAGAUGGAAAACUUCCGACUGAUUUUUAUACCAAUUCAGGAUGGGACAAAAGAGGUUAAAUGUUCCAUUCGAGAAAAGUUUCAAAGCCAGAUUGAGAUGAAACUGAAGUAUUUGAAAACUGAAUGCAAAGAUAAAAUAUAUCAAAGAAUAAGAUCUUAUAAAAACUCUGAAAACCAUCAAGGGGAAACACAAUUUGAGUACAAUUGCAACGGCCCAGUCAUCGCAGGCCUACCGUAUGAGAGUCAUGGUAAAGAAAUCUAUAGGCUAGAGGGAUUCGUCUUCUCCAAUCCUGCAAGAAACUCCUUUGCUUUAGCUUUCUUUUUCGAUGAUGAAAUUAUGCAACAAAAGGUCGUUGAAUAUUUCAAUAGACGAGGAUUUACAGAAGAAAUCAGCUUCAACACUCAAUCUAUAAAACCAGAUGACAAAAUCAAGGCAGAGAUAGCAUGUGAAAAUCAAGAGUUUAAGUUCAGCGGCAAUGGAACUUGUACUUUUGAAAUCGACGAUGAUUUUCUCGAAUUCAAGAAUUGGAAAAGAUUUUUCUUCCCCCUUGAAUAUGGAAAUCACAAUUUUCAUGCAAUUCAGAUAAAGUGCAAUCUUCACAAGAACGGCACUCUUCUAGAUGGGAACCAAUCUUUCAACUAUCCCUGGAUUUGGGAACCGGCUCAUUCGCAACCUUCGGGAUCAACAGACAAGCGGCCAUUUCCAGAAGGUGGAAGUAGUUUUGCUCCUUCAGAAAACAUCAAUGUAAAAGGUAAAUAUCAACAGAUAAUAGAAUGA